This is a messenger RNA of Tinamus guttatus (white-throated tinamou), 1482 nucleotides long. The record is from RefSeq and is a predicted model, not a curated record. NCBI's taxonomy places the organism in Eukaryota, Metazoa, Chordata, Aves, Tinamiformes, Tinamidae.
GUGCCUGAGGGGAGACAAACGCGGGAGAGGAGAGACAACCGAACGGCGCUGCUGACUGAGACCUAAAAAAAUGGUGCUGGAUGAACGGAGGAUUAGAACAUAAUUGUGAAAGGGAAAUACUGUCCUGGCAGGCAAUUUUCUUCAUUUCCACAUUCAUCAUGGCCCAGAUUCUCUGGCUGGAUGGUUGAUGGGACUGCCCAACACUUGCUACCUGGGUUUGGCGCAUAUCCCUCGUGUCCACGGCUCGAAAGACCUGGGAGCAGGUGGGAAUCGGAUGAUGUCAAAUACAGGAAUGGAAAGAGAAAUGGACUCUGACAAGCUAAGAUGGAAGUGACUUGGCAGCUUCAAGCUCGGCAGUUGUCUUCAGUAAGGACAGGUUAAGAUUGGAGUCACAAGCUUCCCUGGGAGAGCAGUAUGCAGGAAGCUGGUUUUCAGGCCACAAAUGCUUUCACAGAGUGCAAAUUCACCUGCGCCAGUGGUAAAUGCUUGUAUCUUGGUUCAUUGAUUUGUAACCAACAGAAUGACUGUGGGGAUAACAGUGAUGAAGAGAACUGUCUGCUCGUAACAGAGCAUCCACCUCCAGGCAUCUUUAGCUCUGAACUGGAGUUUGUUCAAAUCAUCAUCAUAAUUGUGGUUAUAACUGUUAUGGUGGUAGUUAUCAUCUGCUUGCUGAACCAUUACAAGCUCUCGACACGCUCCUUCAUCAACCGACAGAGCCAAAGCAGAAGGCAGGAAGAAACUCUGCAGACGGAAGGGUGCUUGUGGCCUUCAGAAAGCUCCGUUCCACGCCAGGGUGCUUCAGAGAUCAUGUAUGCCCCGAGGUCCAGGGACAGGUUUACCGCCCCGUCGUUCAUGCAGCGGGACCGUUUCAGUCGCUUCCAGCCCACCUACCCCUACAUGCAGCACGAGAUCGACCUGCCGCCGACCAUCUCGCUGUCGGACGGCGAGGAGCCGCCGCCGUACCAGGGCCCGUGCACGCUGCAGCUGCGCGACCCCGAGCAGCAGAUGGAGCUCAACCGCGAGUCCGUGCGGGCGCCGCCCAACCGGACCAUUUUCGAUAGCGACUUGAUAGACAUUUCCAUGUACAAUGGGGGCCCGUGCCCGCCGAGCAGCAAUUCGGGCAUCAGUGCAACCAACCACAGCAGCAACGGAAGGAUGGAAGGACCACCCCCGACGUACAGCGAGGUCAUGGGGCACUACCCGGGCUCCUCUUUUUUCCACCACCAGCACAGCAACGCGCCGCCUCCCUCGCAGAGGGGCAGCAGACUUCAGUUUCAGCAGAACAAUUCAGAGAGCACAAUAGUCCCCAGCAAGGGCCAAGACAGGAAACCGGGGAACCUGGUCUAAGUUCCUCUCCCAGGUGCGUUCGAACUGAAGAGGAGAGAUGCGAGGAGGGCGGCGGAGGAAGAGGCCCCGCUCCGGCGCACGGUGUUGUUACGUUUCACGUGGUGCAACUGAGUAAAACCAAGCGUGCGCAAACCA